Musa acuminata AAA Group (dessert banana) is the source of this 953-nucleotide messenger RNA. RefSeq names its product expansin-like A2. Lineage: Eukaryota; Viridiplantae; Streptophyta; Magnoliopsida; Zingiberales; Musaceae. The transcript is spliced from 5 exons. The record is from RefSeq and is a predicted model, not a curated record. Gene Ontology annotation, cellular component: extracellular region. The coding region runs from base 16 to 843 and encodes 275 amino acids.
CGAUCUCUCGCAUAUAUGAUCAGUAGAAGGCUAUACCGUUUUUCCCACCUUGCUCUCGACGCCAUGUGUGGUGUUUCUGGCUGCUUAAUCUUUCUUAUCCUCCUUCUUGGCUUUUCUUCUAUGGCCUGUGGCAGGUGCGUCCACCGAUCCAAGGCUGGAUACUUCUCUUCUCUUUCUGCUCUUUCUGCUGGGACUUGUGGAUAUGGUUCCAUGACUUUGGGACUCAGUGGAGGCUAUGUCGCUGCUGCAAGCUCCGCUCUUCUCAGAGGUGGCGUUGCCUGUGGAGCAUGCUUCCAGGUGAGGUGUAGGAACACGAGGAUCUGUAGAGGAGGAGGGGUCAAAGUGAUCCUCACGGACCUUAACGAGAGCAAUGACACCGAUUUGGUGCUAAGCAGACCGGCUUUUGUGGCCAUGGCACGGCACUCGGCGGUCGGAGAGCUGGAGAAACUUGGCACUGUGGAUGUGGAAUACAAGAGGAUUCCAUGCGAACACACGAAGAACUUAUCUAUCAAAGUGGAAGAGAAGAGACGAAGUCCCAAUGUUUUGGCCAUCAAGUUCCUGUACCAGGGAGGUCAAACUGACAUAGGAGCAGUGGAUGUUGCACAGGAGGGUUCGUCCGAUUGGAGAUUCAUGAGCCGGGUCUUCGGCCCGGUCUGGAGCACGAGCCGGGCGCCUCCCGGACCGCUACAGCUCAGGAUGGUGGUGACAGGCGGCUACGGCGGGAAGUGGGUUUAUGCUCAGAGUGAGGCUCUGCCGGUCGACUGGAGAACCGGUUCGGUCUACGACUUGGGCGUGCAGAUCACUGACAUUGCUCGAGGGGUCGCAGCAAAAGACUGCAAGUGAUGGAUCCUGUCCUUGUUUUAGAAGAUCUAAAACACUCAGCUAAACCAGUUGUAAUCUUUGUUCAUUCAUGUAUCCAAUUCAGUGGGGGAACAAGAGAGCUUUUGGUGUUC